UAGUGUCAAAUAACAAAUUUAUUAUUUAUCAUUAAGCAUUGAAAUACUUCUUUGAAACGUUAAUGUUUAAAGAAUUGAAAAGGUAGCCAAAAUUACAAAUAUAAACUUAAAUCGUAAAUCGUAUAUUUAAUAGUGAAUAACUAAUAAUGGUUGACUUAACAAAAACUUGUCGUACUUGUAUGAAAAAUAACGUAAACAUGGUGGAUUUAUUCGGACCAGUUAAAAUAGAAGAAAAUUGUUUGUUGAAAUUAGCUGAUGUGUUAACGGAGACAACUUCAUUAGCAGUUUCAAAGGAAGAUGGUUUGCCUCAAUUACUAUGCGAUACAUGCGCCAAAACUUUACAAAUUGUUCAUACAUUUCGGCUUCAAGCUGUACAAUCAGAGGUAGAACUGAAGAAAAUUCUAUAUUUCACUCCAAUUAAGAAUGAACAGUAUGAGGUUGCCGUUAAACAAGAAGAUUCAGAUUAUUUUGACAAUUAUGAAGAUUUCCUCGAUGACAUGGUAUCUACUAAGCAGGACCCUGAAUUGGAAACAUAUGAGUGUAAAACCUGUCAAAAACAAUUUAACAAACACAAAAAGUUCUUAAAACACCUAUCUACACAUGAAUCGGCUAGCUUAUUCUGUCCAAAAUGCAACAAAAGAUUCCAUAGACAGUCGUCAUUGGAAAAACAUUUAUUAAAACAUUGUGAUAUAUCAGAAACUGAUAUAAAUAGCACUGUAGAUAACAAUAGUUUGGAGGUUAAGAUCGAAAAGGAAAAUGAAGGAUAUAAAUGUAGGGAGUGUGAUGCGGUUUAUAGUAAACCAAGAGCUCUAUUGACCCAUUUGAGGAAGCAUGAUAAGUCAGUAAGAGAGAAGUUUAAAUGUGAUCACUGUAAUAAGUAUUUUGCUCUUAAAACAUUAUUAAGACGUCAUAUGAGGUUGCAUAUGGGUGAUAAGCCCUAUAAAUGCACAGAAUGUACAAAGAGCUAUUCCAGGAGAGACCAACUCUUGGAUCACAUGAAUAAGCAUAAAAAUGUGAAGCCAUAUGUGUGUCCACACUGUCAAAAAUCAUUUACUCAACUAUGCACUCUAAAGGAUCACGUACGGAUACAUACAGGAGAGACUCCGUUUUUAUGUUCGGAAUGUGGGAAAGGCUUCAACAACAGGUCUAACUUACGACAACACCUGAUGAGGCAUGCCGGGCUGAAGCCAUUUGCUUGCAAGCUGUGUCCGAAGACAUUCUGUACUAAGGGUCAGAUGACGAGUCACAUGAACACACACACGGACGCACACCCUUACAAAUGCACGGAAUGCAGCUCCACAUUUACGAAGCCGACUUCACUGAAGAAACACAAGUUGAUACACUUAGGCAUUAAACCGUUUGCAUGUGAUACAUGUAAUAUGAGAUUCACGUGCAAGGACCACCUGAAGCGCCACCAGCGCAUCCACACCGGCGAGAAGCCGUACCGGUGCGCGUACUGCGAGCGCGCGUUCACGCAGAGCGGCGACCUCGUGAAGCACACACGGAUGCACGUCGGACAGAAUAUAUAUCAAUGUGACGUAUGCCACAUGAAGUUCCGUUUGCUGCGUGAACUGAAACGUCAUUACCCAUCACACUAUGAGGGCAAUGACGGCAAGAAUGACGUUCAACAAUCGGAAAUGACGAAGGAAUCGGACGGUCGGAUAACGAUCACGUUCACAAAUUUGUUGGACAAGAGCAAUGUUGGUGAUAUUACUAUUAAUUUAUCGCCGGAGAAGAGUUAACGAGAAAUGAAUGGAUUGGUUAGUCCGGAGUUUGAGGAUGUUUUAAAACUUAAGUGAUAUUAGAAGUUAAUGAAAAAAGAAUAUUUGUAAAAUAAGUUGAGAACUUGUUUUUGUCAAGUUGAAUGAAACUAAUGUACUUUCCUGCAGUUUAAAUAUAUAAAUGCAAAUUAAAAUUUUUCUUACUACCGAGGAAAUUAUUAAUUGUAAAUUUUUUACCAGAUUAUUGCUAGCAUUUAACUUUUUUAAAUUGGUACAAGUAAUAUAAAUAAAUUUAUUUUUCUUUAUUAUAUCAAAGAAUGGAUUGUUAUUGUUGGAUUUCAUAUCCUAUCGAAGAACAUUGAAAUUUUGGAAACAAUAACACGUCAAAAAUAUUUGGAGUCUAUUGAUUUUUAUGGAUUAAAAAUAUGAAGUAAUAUAUUUUACAUUUAAAGACGUGCCUAUUAUAAAUAUUUAAUGUGUGAAAAAUUAUUAUUAGUUAUUAAGCUGUAAUAUGUUAUUUAAAAUCUAAAAAAAUAUUACUCAGUCAUAUCUUUAUUGCUACUUGUUGAAAUGUGUUAUUGUGAAUUUUAAAAUUAGCUUUGCUUUGAGCCAUGUUUUGGCAAAAAUGUUUUAGUGAGAUGUAGUAUUACUUAGGGGCGUCCAUUAAUUACGAAUGACAUUUUUCAGGAUUUUCUGUGUUUUGUUAAUGUGCGGGUCGGCGGGAUUUAAAAGGAUAAAUGACGAAUACUGAUAUAUCAAGAUUUGCCACAUGUUUAUUCUAGAAAUUUAUUUUACUUUAACUGAACUUUAUUUUCAUGGUUUUCUGUUAAAAAAAAAUUAAAACAAUAAUUUUUCAGUUACCUGUACAAUUUUUGUUGAAGAGUAAUAAAAUAAAUAAAUAAUAUAACCCCCCCCCCUCUCCCCCAAGUGAUAUUUGGAAAAAAUUUACUUGACCCCCUCAGUAAUUUAUGGACGCUCCCUUAUUAAUUAUUAUCAUUAUUAAGUGUUACAUUAUGCUGAAUGUGAGAAUUAUUAUUACUUGCUAUAGAUUAUAGAUCAACUGUUUUAAUUUAGUAUGACAUAACAUUUUUAGAUUUUCUUCAGUGGUGAUUUGUCAUACAUGAUAUCAUUUUUACUUGCUAUUCGAGGGUUUAAUUUAAAGAUUAUAGUGGGCUCAAUAUUAAAAAAAAAAUGCUAAAUUUGCUUAUGUGUAUAUUUUAUAUUAAUUUAUCUCUUUUAUAUUAAAGUCAAAUAAAUCCUCAACCCCAUUUAGCGUUGUCGGCCAUUUUGAAUUUUAAAAUUUAACAAAUGAUUAUAAAAUGUUAUGUCAUUUAAUUUAUUACGUAGUAAGGGAAUUAGGAAAAAUAUGAAAGCAUUGUCAUUAAGUUUAUUUCUGAUUGUAGGUGUCGAUAUCCUAAAAUACUCAAUGAGGCUUGCUUUAGUAAUAUCAUAUAAUAAUUGAACUGCUUGAUUAACUACUUAUGGGAAACGUUGUUUUUGUUUUAUCAUUUUUUUAUUAUUAAUUAAAUUUAGGAAGACUCAAUUACAGGCGAAUAUAACAGGCAAAAGAGGAUGGAUGCUAUGUGCCUCUCAUAAUUAAUUUAAAAACCAGUACGCAACUGAUGUGCUUGGUAUAAAAAAAUAAAGAUAUCUACAUAAAUUGUGUAUUGUGUGUGUUUAAUAUAUUCGCCUCAUAAUGUUUAUAUGUUAUAUAUUAUGAUACCUUUUACGUUGGGGUAUAAAACCACUUUUGUUAAUACUAUAUUCCUUAGGGCGAAGCCAUAUCGUCUUGAAAUGUUGUUGCCUUUAAUCUUAUAUUUAAAAAAUUUAAACAUUUACAAAAUUAUUUUUUUUAUUAACGGCAGAUAAAAAUCGAAUAGAUUAUGAAAAAUUAUAAAACACAGCAAUAUACACAGUGGAAGUAAUAUGGGCUGAGCUUACUGUUAUAUUUUAAACAUGUAUUUUCUUCUAUUUGAUCCUACUCGAGUAAACAUUAAGAAAUGAAUGACUUUAACCGGUUUUAAACGCGACUUAUUCAGUAUAUUAUUUAUCUGAAUGAUUCGUUAUGAUAAAUUAGCAGGAGCUCCCUUUAGUUUAUAUACUUACAACAAUUGAAUCAUCAAAAUUCUAUUUCGUUUUUAAGACGAUAGCUUCACCUGUUAUUUAUAUGUAUACUACUCCUUUAGACUGGAUUUUAAACCAUUUUAAACAGACAGAUUUUAUCUUACUAUCCUGAUUAGGAUCAUCAGGAUUUAAUAAUUUCUUUACACUCUGCAUAAAAACUACUGAGAUAUAUUUUAGUUCAUUCUUAUAUUUUAUUAUUUUCAGAAACUAGUGUUUUAUAGCAUAAGUCUGGUAUGUUAUAUUCAAAAUAAUAGGGAUUGUUUGUUCCUUAAACGUUUGUGUUAUCCAUACUUGUGUUAUUAAAUUAUGAUAUUAUAUAUAAAUUA
This is a messenger RNA of Zerene cesonia (dogface butterfly), 4171 nucleotides long. RefSeq names its product gastrula zinc finger protein XlCGF57.1-like. Lineage: Eukaryota; Metazoa; Arthropoda; Insecta; Lepidoptera; Pieridae. Gene Ontology annotation, biological process: regulation of DNA-templated transcription. The transcript has 6 exons. Gene Ontology annotation, molecular function: zinc ion binding; RNA polymerase II cis-regulatory region sequence-specific DNA binding; DNA-binding transcription factor activity, RNA polymerase II-specific. Gene Ontology annotation, cellular component: nucleus. The record is from RefSeq and is a predicted model, not a curated record. Bases 147 to 1742 code for a protein of 531 amino acids.